UUCGAUUCGUAAGCUCAACGGUUAGCAAUGUUUCGUUUCACGUUUGUUCUGAUCUGCCUAGCAGUAGGUGUAGUCACCGCUGUGCAAACACCCGAUAAGCGUAUAGUCGGAGGAAUUCCAGCCGAAUCCGGAGAAGCACCAUGGAUGGUUUCGAUGCGCAAUUCUUUCAACAUUCACUUCUGCGGAGGAACCUUGUUGAACAGCCGGUUCGUGCUGACGACAGCCACCUGCAUGGAGGGCCGAUUGUCCAGCACUACCAUGGCCGUGGUGGGAUCCAGAUUUCUCAACACCGUUGCCGCUCCCUAUUUUGGUCUGCAAACAAUUAAUCACCCCCAGUUCAACCAGAAUACGCUGGAAUUCAACGUUGCCGUGUUCCAAACGAUUCAAAAUAUUGUUUUCACUAAUAUUGUGCAACCGAUUCAGCUGGAUCCGUCCGUCAUUAUGGCUGGAUCGCGUGGCCGUAUGUUCGGAUGGGGUCACACCGAAGAGGGUGGAAGCAACUCGAAUGCCCUGAACUUUGUCAACUUGAAUGUGAUCGAUAACGAUAAUUGUCGAGGAUUCCUAGGUGCCGAUGGAAUGCGAGUGGGAGCUUCUUCGCUGUGCACGUUGAACCGCGAGGGACAAGGACUAUGUACCAAUGACGCUGGUGGUGCUCUAACACUGGACAACAUGGCCAUCGCCGUCGCAUCCUGGAAGCUACCGUGUGCAACUGGUCGUCCGGACGUCUUUGUUCGCAUUUCGGCCAUUCGCGAUUGGGUUGUCAGCAUUAUCUAAGCAACGGGGACGAUUGACGAUAACAUAGGUCAGUGAUAAAACUGUAGGUUCAUAGAUAACAAAUAAAUUUCGGAUUGAAACAAA
Molecule: messenger RNA, 858 nt
Organism: Ochlerotatus camptorhynchus
Lineage: Eukaryota; Metazoa; Arthropoda; Insecta; Diptera; Culicidae
Product: chymotrypsin-1-like
Exons: 3
Coding region: 28-774 (248 amino acids)
Biological process (GO): proteolysis
Molecular function (GO): serine-type endopeptidase activity
Source: RefSeq, a predicted model, not a curated record